This is a messenger RNA of Cladocopium goreaui, 336 nucleotides long. NCBI's taxonomy places the organism in Eukaryota, Dinophyceae, Suessiales, Symbiodiniaceae. The record is from the annotation of a GenBank genome assembly.
AUGGAUCUCUCCGUUCUUCGAUUGGCUCUACAUGAGGGCUAUGCAAGUCCCGAACGCUUAAACGAAGUGCCGAAAGAGGUGCAGCGCCAUCCAGCGUCUCUGGAUAAGAUCCUGGAAUUGGUUGGACUUUGUGCCCAGCUUUCCAGUCCGAAUGCUACCGCAGAUGGAGAGGCGUCCUGGCCUGCAUUGCGGUGGGCUUCCCAGAGCUUCUUGAGUUGGGCCAACCAAAGUUGGGACAAAAUUGGGGUAGAAAGGUUGAUUGAACAUUUGCUUCUGAUUUGGCAGAUGAAGACUAUAUUCUUAGUCUUUUAUAUUGGUAGCUUGGGCUCAAUGUAA